Messenger RNA from Sinocyclocheilus rhinocerous, 4398 nucleotides. RefSeq names its product tyrosine-protein kinase receptor UFO-like. Gene Ontology annotation, cellular component: signaling receptor complex; plasma membrane. Lineage: Eukaryota; Metazoa; Chordata; Actinopteri; Cypriniformes; Cyprinidae. The transcript has 20 exons. Gene Ontology annotation, molecular function: protein binding; transmembrane receptor protein tyrosine kinase activity; ATP binding. The record is from RefSeq and is a predicted model, not a curated record. Gene Ontology annotation, biological process: positive regulation of phosphatidylinositol 3-kinase/protein kinase B signal transduction; protein phosphorylation; positive regulation of kinase activity. The coding region runs from base 405 to 3182 and encodes 925 amino acids.
UUGUCUGGAGGGGGAAUAAAGGCGUCCUGAUGGGAGAGGAGUUUUGGAGGCAAAAGGAAAUUCUGAUAUAAAAAUACGUGUCAUGAUUCCAAAAAUAACACCGCUCUGGUUGGGCUUUUGGCGUUUCUACAGCCUACUUCACGUUCAGGAUUAUACUAAAAAGUUUUUGAGCUGAAAGAAGUGGGGAAAAAAGAAUUUAAAAAAGAAGAAAGGAAGAAUUAACUGCUUGUGCUGCUUUUGGAAACAGAUUUCAGCAGAUGACAAUUUUGGAGACAACUUGACAAGCUGCUAUUUUGAACCUGAGGGAUUCGAGUUUCUCUUUUUUUUUUUUGCUACGGAAUCUGUCUUUGCCCAAGAAGUGUCGCUCAUCUGUGGAGAGUUGAAGCGCAGUCUGGAGCGAUGCGAUGAUUAUGCGAUCUGUCACUGGUUCACACUCGACACCGACACCGAACCGGAGCGCCACAACACUGAACAACAGAAUGAGCGGGUUGAACUUACUGACUCUGUUACUCAUGAUAGUGAUGCGCCUCGGGGCCGCGGAGCUUCUGUCAGGUUUGCGUUUCAUGGAGAGCCCUAAGAACGUGACCUCCUCUCUUGGGAAGCCAGUGGCUGUUCAGUGCAUCCUGCGAGUGGACGGCGAGGGCCAGGGGCCCCUGGAUGUGCUCUGGCUGAAGGAGGGACAGCCGCUGGAGUUUGCCGACACCAACCAGAUGCAGCUCCCCGUAGAUGAGAACAGCUGGCUGGUUUUUAGUGAACUCAAGAUAGAGGAGGUACAGCUCUCAGAUAUGGGCGCCUAUCAGUGUGCGGUUUCAUCUGGUGAAGAGGAGGCAUUUUCCAUGGAGGGAUACAUCCAACUAGAGGGUCUCCCUCAUUUCUCGGUAGACCCGCAGCAUUUGUCAGUCGUGGCUAACACAGAGCUGAGUCUGCGCUGUGUGGCUCAUGGUCCUCCUGAUCCGGUGCGGGUCAUCUGGCUUCAGGACGGGGCUCCUCUCAAUAACCUGAAUGACCCGAUAUCCCUGUCGCCCUCAACCCUCAACAUCUCAGGUUUGAAUAAAACCAGCUCUUUCUCCUGUGAAGCUCACAAUCGUAAAGGUGUGGCGUCGUCUGGCACAGGUGUUGUGACCGUUCUUCCUUCCCAGCCCCAUGACAUUAAAGCUGAAGAAAUCACUAAUUCAAGUAUCCGUCUGUCUUGGCACAUGGGCUUUGGAGGAAUUUAUCCCAUCAGCCACUGCAUUGUUCAGGUCAAAGCGUCUGGUGAAGACGCUGAUCAGGUCAUCUCCAGUCAGACGGUCAGUGCACCCGACACCAGCCGUCUGAUCUCAGAUCUGGAGGCCUUCAGCCAGUAUGAUCUCAGAAUGGCCUGCCGGAGCAGUCAGGGCGUCUCGAGCUGGACGGCCUGGAUGAGCGUCAGCACCAGUGAAGGAGUUCCCGAUACAGCCCCGGACAAUGUGACGGUUGUGGUGAACGGAACAGAAGUGCUCUUGAGAUGGUCAGAACCUCCUGGAAAGAUGAAUGGACGGCUGCAGGGAUACAUGAUGGAGUACAGUGCACCUAACGUGGAACAGGUUGUGGUGGACACAGGUUUGGACACAGAGCUGUUUGUCAAUCUCUCAGCCCCCCUGUCGAACGUUUCCUUUAGAGUGUGUGCAUACACCGAAGCGGGACAGGGGCCCUGGACGCCCCUCCAAACCAUUACACUCAUUCAUGCAGAAACGGGGCAAUCCAGAGGUAUCUUGAGUGCUUCGGCGUUCUCCUGGCACUGGUGGUAUGUGGUCAUGGCCAUCGCCGCCGCCAUCGCUCUCGCUGUGCUCUUGGCCGUGUACGUGACCAGGCUGAGGCGAAAGGAGACACGCUUUGGUGAGGCGUUUGAACCCAUGAUGGAGAGCGGUGAACUUGUCGUUCGAUACCGAGCUCGUCGAACAUACAGCCGACGCACAACAGAAGCCACACUGAACUCUCUGGGGAUCAGCGAUGAGCUCAAGCAAAAGCUGCAGGACGUAAUGGUGGACAGACACAAGCUAACGCUGGGAAAAACACUUGGAGAAGGUGAGUUCGGCUCUGUGAUGGAGGGUUCGCUCACUCAGGAGGACUCUGUGCUCAAAGUGGCAGUGAAGACCAUGAAAAUCGCUAUCUGCACUCGCACUGAAAUGGAAGAUUUCCUGAGAGAGGCGGCAUGCAUGAAGGAGUUCGAUCAUCAGAACGUCAUGCGGCUUCUUGGUGUGUGUCUGCAGACGGUGGAGAGUGAAGGCUAUCCGUCUCCUGUCGUCAUUCUUCCCUACAUGAAGCACGGCGACCUCCACAGCUACCUGCUGUACUCCAGACUCGGAGACACACCUGUGUAUCUGCCCUCUCAGAUGCUGGUGAAGUUCAUGACAGAUAUCGCCAGAGGAAUGGAGUACCUGAGCAGAAAAAACUUCAUUCACAGAGACCUGGCAGCUCGAAACUGCAUGUUAAAUGAGAACAUGAAUGUGUGUGUGGCUGACUUUGGCUUGUCUAAGAAGAUCUAUAAUGGAGACUACUACAGACAAGGGCGCAUCUCUAAGAUGCCUGUCAAGUGGAUCGCCAUCGAGAGUCUGGCGGACAGAGUGUACACUACUAAGAGUGACGUGUGGUCAUUUGGAGUGACAAUGUGGGAGAUCGCGACUCGAGGUCAGACACCGUACCCUGGAGUGGAAAACAGUGAAAUCUAUGAUUAUCUGAGGCAGGGCAACCGUCUGAAACAGCCUCCAGACUGCCUCGACAGCAUCUAUUCCCUGAUGUUUUCCUGCUGGCUGCUGAGCCCGAAGGACAGGCCGAGCUUCGAGAUCAUGUGCUGCGAGCUCGAGAAGGUCCUGGAAGAUCUUCCAAGCCAAGACCCAGAUGAGAUACUCUAUGUCAAUAUGGAGGAGACCUCCAGAGAACUGGGGGCCAUGGGGGGCUGGGACCCCAUAAUGGGGGUCCCGUGUGCUCUCGGGGCCCUGAAGGGUUCGGGCUCAGUGGCCACUGUAGAAGUCCACCACCCCAACCGCUACGUGAUCUGCCCCCAGCAUGAGAACCAGCGCCUCCUCAACGCCGACUCCAUGGAGAGUCUGACCCUGACGGGGCCCGUGCCCUCCUCCUGCUCCACCCCAGUGCCCUCUGAAGGGCCGUUCCCGGAGGACAGAGACGAGAAGAAGAGAGUGCCGCGGCUGACAGGGACCUAGACUGACUCUGGUGGACUGCUGAGCUAUCAUUUUGCACAGAAACGCCAGACAUUCAGUGUUUAAAGUGAAUUAUGUCUUUUUUAUGCUUUUCAGACAAACAUGUUUCCUUUUCAUUCCAAAUUGUCCUGUAUGUUCAGCCUGUGUCAUGAGAAAUCAAAUGAAUCAUAGUUUUUGUCUUACACUCUGUCAUAACCAGAAACUAUGUAAUCAGUUUCCAGCGACAAGUAAUUUGUGUGUCCACAUUGACAAGUGAUGUGCGCAGCAUCAACCCAUAUUGCAGAUCAUUGGUGUAUUGAGUGAUGUUUGCUUACUGUUGCUCAUACAUGCAGGGGUUCAUACUUACUAAACGAUUUUAGCACCGAUUUUCACUCACCGACAGUUUUGUGGAAAUCAAUGACAAAUGCCCGAAACUGCAUCAUGUCCUGCGUCCUGCGGUGUGAAAUCUGUUUUGACUGGAAAUGACAUCAGCGAUAACCUAUAGCCAAUGAGAGAGAGUAAGAUACAGGGCAGCGGGAAGUUCAGGGGGAGGAGUCAAAAAGUUGCAACGGAACACGCAUGGCUUCUGCAAGCCACCAUUGUCUGUUCAGGUUUAUUUUCUUUUUUUACUGCAAACCAGCAUACAGACAACUUGUAUCGCAAGCUUCUUGUGGGCUGCAGUUUCUAACAGGAAGAGAUCCAGGCUGGCGCGAGAACUGUCUCACAGGCGGCCUUACAUUAUUUCCUGUAUCACUUCUCGCGAGGGUUCAGUUGUGAAAUGUAGUUCGUAGACCAGAGUUGUCACCUGAAAGGUUGUGUAAUGAGUGAACCUCUGUCGUGUCGUGUGCACACAACAGCAACUAGACUGAACAGCAAUCCAGCUAGUCGUGCAAAAUCAUGCAGUGUGUUCCCGGCAUUAGUGUUAGUGAUCUGAAUAACCCCAUACCUCUGUGUUUUACACUUUUGUGAUGGACAUGAAUGACCCCUUAAAUUGUACGGCUUGUUUAGGAGAUGUAUUACUUUUUAAAGACAUUUAGUUUAUAAAAACGUAAGAGACAUGGGAGUGGGCUUUUCUUUUUCUUUUUUUGAAUUGGGCCAGAAAGCAAGCACCAAGAACACCGUAGUAAACGCAUGGCAUUGCCUUAACAACCACUGCACACUCUGUAAAAAUGCUUCCUAAUAGGGUGUUUUCACAGUGAUGCAAUAGAAGAACAAUUUUGGGUUUCCAAAGAACCUUUCA